GAGUCGAAGCGCAAUUAGAGGCGAUUCGUCAUCAAUGGUCUGGAGAAACUUCUGACAGUUUUGGCUACAUUCAAUCAUCCGUUUUUUCUUUUACCGCUUGUCCCUUUCGGGAGGGCGGGGGGUGCUGGAGCCUCACCAAACUCAAGUUGUGACUCGAUGAAGGAUUUAUUGGCGUGUUUUGUCGUGUUCGCGUGGGCCGGGUCGUCCACCAGCGAGGCACUCAGAGGGUGUUGUCUGACAGAUGUGCUGGCGGCCUACUCGCAGGGUCACGGCCCUCAGCACUCCCAUCGCUACGUCAGAGACUGUCAGCCCGUCGUCCACGGCAACACCACGCAUGAGACCUGGACCUCCAACAAGGACCCUUUGCUGCCCGUGGCCGAGUCCCACGUGUUUGUGUCACAUCUGCAGAACAGAGUAGUGAGCGGUCACGUCACCGUGGUCAACGACCCGCUCAGGACCGUGACGGUGCUGGAGCCCGGUGGUCCAGGAGGCUGCGACCUUCGCAAGUUUGCCUCGGUGGAGGAAAGUGCGCAGGCGGGCGGGUGUUUGUACGCCCUGAACGCCGGUUUCUUCUACCCCACGGGCGAGUGUCUGGGUAACGUGGUGAGCGACGGUCGGCUGGUGAAGAGCGACGGUCGGCUGGUGAAGAACAGCGGCGGCAUGCAGAACGCCCAAUUUGGCAUCAGGAGGGACGGCACUCUGGUGUUUGGGUACUUGUCUGAAGAAGACAUCCUGGACCAGUCCAACCCCUUUGUCCAGCUGGUCAGUGGUGUGGUGUGGCUGCUCAGAAAGGGUCAAGUCUACAUCUCGUCCAGUCUAAAGGCGGAGUGUGACAAGUUACAGGGCUCUGGUGAGUUCAGUUAUUUCAUCGACGUCGUCUCUGCGAGGACGGCCGUGGGCCACGACGCUCAGGGCAGGCUGAUCCUGUUCCAGCUGGACGGGAAGACCGGAAAACGAGGAGUGAGUCUUUGGGAGAUGGCUGACCUGAUGAAGGAGAAGGGAGUCAUCAACGCCAUCAAUCUGGAUGGAGGCGGGUCUUCCACUUUUGUGUCCAAUGGCUUAGUAGCUAACGCCCCGUCUGACGAUUGUGAAGCAGACAAGCGUUGUGCUCGGCGAGUCUCCACCAUCUUGUGUGUCCACCCACGCCGCUGCCAGCUGUCAGACGGCGCUUGUGUGUGUGACGCCGGGUGGAGAGGACACAACUGCAGCCAAGCCACAGACGACACAACCUUGAAGAUGGAAGACAACAUUUACCUGACAGAAUCACCGUGGCUGACGGUCUGCGUCGUCCUGAGCGCCGUGCUGCUGUUGUGUUGCCGGCGGUGCCUCAGCAUGGCGACCACGCUGGCCUGCCACCAUCUUCGGCGCCGCUGCCCUGGAGGAGUCCAGGAGAGUGUUUAGGGAUAAUGGACUCUGGAGUUGACAUGGCUUGAAUCUUCUGGUGGGGAAAAAAAGGACUCCUCUUCCUCCUAUCUCCUGUGCUUCCUGAGGUCGACGAUGAUCUCCUCGGUCUUGUCGACGUUCAGGACCAGGUUGUUGGUUCUGCACCGGUCAACCAGAUGUUUCACCUCCUCCCUGUAGUCCAUGUCGUCGUCGUCCCGGACGAGGCCCACUACUGUCGUGUACUUCCCAAUGUGGACCUGGCGCAGCAGUCAUGGACUCAGGACUCAGCCCUGGGGGGGAGUCGGUGCUCAGGGAGAUGGCACUGGAGGUGUUGUCGCCCACUCUCCCAGACCGGGGUCGGUCUGUGAGGAAGUCAAGCAGCCAGUUUCAUAGGGACUGGUCUAAUAUUAAACAAAAAAAACAAUCUGAAGUUCUCAUGCCAUGAUUUUACCAGUCCGGCCCGCUUGGGAAUAGAUGUUCCUCCAUGUGGCCCCUGGGCUAAAAUGAGUUGGACACCCCUGGUUUCAAGGGUACUGUUGUUGUUGCGUGGGGUUCACCACAGUCGGUCAGUUUCCUUGUUUGUGCCGGUUUUUCCCACACACACCUCUGCACUUGCCCUGUUCCGUGCCUGGUGGAAGCUUUUCUUCUCGAUCUUGUACUGUGGGAUGGAUUGUGGUUUUUCCUGUAGCUUGUCAUGGCGAUUCCAUCUGGCAUCACAGUCUUCAAGGUUUUCUUGGGACUUCAGGCAG
Entelurus aequoreus (snake pipefish) is the source of this 2132-nucleotide messenger RNA. RefSeq names its product N-acetylglucosamine-1-phosphodiester alpha-N-acetylglucosaminidase-like. The transcript is spliced from 11 exons. Lineage: Eukaryota; Metazoa; Chordata; Actinopteri; Syngnathiformes; Syngnathidae. The record is from RefSeq and is a predicted model, not a curated record. The coding region runs from base 157 to 1401 and encodes 414 amino acids.